AUGAUUUACAAUCAAGUUUCAAUUUUUUCUUUCGUAUUAUUAUUAGUUACUGAUAUUACAAGUCUGACCUAUGCUGCUGAUCAGAAGUCCUCGGACAUUCAUCUUGAAGCUCCUGUUCUAGCUGAUCGAGCACAUAGUAAUCGACCACCGAUAAGAACAUCGAUCUCGUAUGCGCGAAAGAAACCUAAACCGAAAUUCUCUCAGAAAAUGCAUCUGAUCAGUUCAUGCAAUGGUUCGUAUACGAAAACCAAUGGAACAACAUGUGGUCUCAAAGAAAUCAUGAUUGGCCGCUGUUAUGAGUAUCAAUAUCUAAAAUAUCAAUUAUUUUUAACAAAUCAAUCUAAUGUAAAAAAUUGUACACAACUCUAUCAAGCAUUUGAAUCCGCCGUUCGAUAUAAGCCAUACUGUAACAUGAAUAUGAGUACAUAUGAAAAAUAUUUCCAAUUAGCUUUAUCUGAUGUCCAUGUUAUCAAUCGAGCAAUGUUCUGGAGUGGAACGUAUGGUGUUACACAUGCUUACAGUGCGGAUGGUGCUAAUUAUAUAACUUUAGAAGAUACUCUGGCAGCAGCGAUGGUCAACGGUCUUGUGUGGUGCGGAAAUGAAAAUCAUACGGAUGGAUUUGAUUUUUUUAGUUGUCCGAAUAAUUGUAAAGAUAAUCGAUGGGCUGAUUUGGCAUUUUGGGGUUUGGCAUCGAAAACAUUCGCACAAUUAGCUGCUGGAGAGAUCUAUGUUGUCCUUAAUGGAAGUCACGCCAACGAUAGACCUGCAUUUCGUAACAAUUCCUACUUUUCUGACUUUGAAUUACCAAAUUUUCGACGAACGGGCGAGUACCGUGUGACAAAAAUCAAUAUUCUUCUUUUACAUUCACCCGACAAACAAGUCACAGAAAAAUGCGGCGAAAAAAGUUUAGUUGAAUUAGAAAAUUUAAUAUUAGCCCAAGGUUUUCAAUAUGCAUGCAAAGAUGACCCGGAAGAAUUAAUUUUAAUCAUGUGUGGUAAUCAAUGGGAAGCACGAGAAUGUCAAAUAGCACGACAUGUAUUGCGACAAGCUUGGGAUAUGAAACUAUAUGGCACAUCUCUCAGCAAACGAAACUCUCACUCGUUUUUACUAGUUUUUUUAACUGCUCUCGCCGAAAUUUUCUUUCUAGUAAAGUUUUAA
This is a messenger RNA of Adineta ricciae, 1158 nucleotides long. NCBI's taxonomy places the organism in Eukaryota, Metazoa, Rotifera, Eurotatoria, Adinetida, Adinetidae. The record is from the annotation of a GenBank genome assembly.